UGACAUUGACAUUUAAUUCCGUAAAUCACAAAUAUUAUAGAUUUCGUUCGUGUUAGAAUUUUAACUCUUAUAACAUUUGUGAUUGAAAAACUACUUAUAUUUAAGUACUUACUGAUUUUUUAUCUUUUGUAAUUAUGGCAAAUUUCACUGUUGACGGAAAAAUAUGCAUUGAACGCGAUCUCGGAGUUGUAGCUACAAACAGAGAAUUUGAGGAUAUAAUUUCUCAUUUCGAUGUACUUAAUACAUGUAAAUGGAUAUCAGAUAAUAAUUUUUCGAAGGUCUGCCUACAGUUUCCCGACGAACUUUUAAAUGUGAGUGCUCUAUUAUAUGAAGAGAUAAAGAAUAGAUGUGAUGUUGACCUGUAUAUCUUAGGAGACACUUCAUAUGCUAGCUGUUGUGUGGAUGCAGUGGCAGCUAUGCAUGUACAGGGUGAAGCAGUAAUUCACUAUGGACGCAGUUGUUUUACAAAAGCAGACAUACCUGUAUUCACAGUCCUACCAAAGACGGAAUUGGAUGUCAACACUUCAAUGAAAAGUUUACAGGAUAAUUUCAAAUCAGAUGAAUUAGAUAAAUUUUGCCUAUUUUAUGAUGCAGAAUUUGAACACUGUAAAGAUGAAAUAGAAAUGGCAUGGUAUCAACAAUAUCCCAAUAGUUACAUAGCAUACAUUGAAAUAGAAGAAAGUGGAAAAAGAUUCCUUGGCCGUGUAGUUAGAGAUGUACAUGGUGAGGAACACAAUGAGGAUGUACUUAAAAAUUGCAUUUGCAUUUACAUUGGCCAGAGUGGACAAACAUUAUUUAAUUAUACUAUAUCUAUUAAAGCAAAACAAUGGUUAUCACUAAAUCCAGAAACAUUACAAGUAGAGAGAAAGACUGAAACAGCCUGGUUCAAACGAAGACAUUUCCUAAUAGAGAAGUGUAAAGACGCCAAUGUGAUUGGUAUACUAAUAUGCAAAUUAGCCGGGGAACAGACAAAAGACAUUAUCAGCAGACUAAAAGAUCUUUGUAAAGUUAACGGAAAGAAAAGCUACAUAAUAUCUGUAGGGAAACCCAAUGUUGCCAAACUUGCUAACUUCCCAGAGAUUGAUAUUUACGUUAUGGUUGCUUGUGCAGAGAAUGAUCUCUACAAUAACAGAGAUUUCUACAAACCGAUUGUUUAUCCAUUUGAACUUGAGGUCGCAUUGAAUUCAAACAGGGAACCUUAUUUCACCACUCAUGUGACAGACUAUGAUGAAUUACUCCCAGGAAAGAAACAUUAUUGUGAUAUAAAUGAAGCUAAAGAAUCUACAGAUGUCAGUCUUAUAACAAAUAAAAUAAGAGAAACGAAAGUUCAUAGUUCGAUUGAAAGUUCAAUGGAGUUAGUUGAAAAACAAAGUAUGGCGUUAGAAACUAUCGGACAGAAUCUUCAGGAAAGAUCAUGGAAGGGUUUGGAACAGAAAUUAGGAGAAACCGAGGUAAAGAAAGCUGAAGAAGGUCGCAAAGGAAUACCACUGCAGUACAAUAAUGAGCCAGAGUAAAUAAGAAUGUAUACUUUUAUUUACAGACUGAUUUUAUGUAGCAAAUGUAAACCUGACAUGUUAUUUUUUGUCUUUCUUGACAAUAUUAAAGUUAAAAAAGCUUUGAUAUCAAA
Papilio polytes (common Mormon) is the source of this 1627-nucleotide messenger RNA. It is a transcript of the gene Dph2, whose product is annotated as diphthamide biosynthesis protein 2. The record is from RefSeq and is a predicted model, not a curated record. Gene Ontology annotation, molecular function: 2-(3-amino-3-carboxypropyl)histidine synthase activity. The transcript has 6 exons. The coding region runs from base 135 to 1514 and encodes 459 amino acids. Gene Ontology annotation, biological process: protein histidyl modification to diphthamide. NCBI's taxonomy places the organism in Eukaryota, Metazoa, Arthropoda, Insecta, Lepidoptera, Papilionidae.